AUGGAAUAUUCAGCCGACAAAUUUUCUACCUCACUAGAAUCUGAAGGUCCAUCGAUGGGCACAUGUCGUGUAAAGUUCUUUAUCGGAGACAUGGCUCUUAGGGUCUCACUAUUUGCAGCAACAGUCAUUGGAGUUGUUUUCAUGGUGACCAGCAAGCAGACAGAGCUUGUGGCCGUUCCAGGAGCUCCGGUGGGAGUGAAGAUUCCACUUACAGCAAAGUUUAAUCAAGAACCGGCCUUUGUAUAUCUCGUGAUAGCUUUAUCGAUUUUGAUUUUUGGGGUGGUAGUUUCAGCAACAGGAGCAGCCGGUGCCGUGGGAUAUGUUGGAUGGAAGGGGGAUGGUCAUGUUGGAUGGUCAAAAGUAUGCCCUAUUUAUGACAAGUUUUGUGGUCAUGCAGUAAAAUCCAUCGCUAUGUCACUUCUUGCGGCCGUUAUUCUUGUUUUACUCAACAUACAAUCCAUAUUCUCUCUACACAAACAGGCUCAUGAUUAA
This is a messenger RNA of Mangifera indica (mango), 492 nucleotides long. Its product is annotated as CASP-like protein 1D1. NCBI's taxonomy places the organism in Eukaryota, Viridiplantae, Streptophyta, Magnoliopsida, Sapindales, Anacardiaceae. The record is from RefSeq and is a predicted model, not a curated record. The coding region runs from base 1 to 492 and encodes 163 amino acids. The transcript has 3 exons.